AUGUUCUGUCGAGUUCUCGUUCUCUGCUUAGUCGUCUUUAAUCUAUGUGCGGCCUACCUGAAACUAGAUUACAAUGAUCAGGCCGAGCAGAUUUACACUUGCGAAAUCGACGUGAGUCAAAACGAAUCACGUGGGUGAUUUCAAAACAGAAUCACGGGAUGUGUUACUCAAACUCAUCUAUUGCGAGGAUAAAACUCUCAAAAGCGGAUAUAUUUUUUAAAGACUAGAAUCUUAAAAAACCAAUCAUUUUUGUCAGGGCCUUGUGGAUCAGAAUGUGCACCAACUGCACGGAACUCUUGUAAAUUGCCAAUCGCCUCCGAUGGAAUGCUCCAUUGACAGCGACGAAUAUCUCGUGAAGUCUCGCACAAAUGUCGAGUGUCGCGUACCUUCCAACGGCCUGUUUUACCACGACGAUGUUCGUUUCUUGAAAACUAGGUUACUAUAGGUUCUCAGACGGCUCGAGUUUCCGACUUCUCAAUCGAAUUAUGAAUACUAUGAGUAGGUCAUAAAUAGAUCAGGUCACAGCUAACUCGAUUACGAAAAGCAUGAUAUCAGAGUGCGGCCGCUUAAGACUUGAUAGUUCCGCGGGGAUCAAAAAGAAGAGGGACUCAACACUCUAUCAAUUCAGAAAGCGUGCUCAUUCCGUUUCUACUACCGUCGCAGCUACUGCUUCUACGUCAGCAGAUGCUACAGCCUGACCAUGUCGUGCCAAUCCGUCGCCACGCCCACCGUCCUCUUCUACAUUCGUUCGUUUGCCAUGCUGUGUUCGCUCUCAUUACCAUCUCUUGUUUUCAGUACUUUUCUGUGUCGCCCUUGUCGUCAUCCUCUUCUUCUCGCUCAUCAUCUACUGCAUCUACGAAUGCUGCUGGAGAACCACCGACUUGAACAUUCCGAAACAGUACGCUGUCCACGUGGCAAUCCACCCGAUUCUCCCACUUUUCAGAGACAAGAAGAUCGAACGCGUGCUCCGUCGAAGUCAGAAACUAAGGGAAAAACAGACGGCGUACGCUCCAGUUCAUUGCGAAACCGCGUUCUAA
This is a messenger RNA of Caenorhabditis sp. 36 PRJEB53466, 1037 nucleotides long. The record is from the annotation of a GenBank genome assembly. Lineage: Eukaryota; Metazoa; Nematoda; Chromadorea; Rhabditida; Rhabditidae.